GACUUUGCCUAUAUGAUGUAUUUCUUCUUAGAAACUAAUGCAUUUCUCAAUGUGAUAUUAUAUUGAUUUCUUGUUCUUUAAUAGUCAGGAACUUAUACACAAAUAUGGAAAAAGCUUUAGACGAAGUAAUGGAUGAUAUAUUAUCCAGACCAAAUGUCACAGGAUGCUUAUUUGCUGAUCAACAAGGACUAUGUCUUGGAUCUAGGGGCAAAGUUAGUCCAUCUACCACAGGAUUUGUUGUGGCAUUAUCAGAUUUAUCGUGCAAAAUACAGCCAAUGAAAAAACCUCCAAUAAUACAUUUGGAAGCAGAUAACAGACUAAAAGAUUUAUAG
Ctenocephalides felis (cat flea) is the source of this 332-nucleotide messenger RNA. RefSeq names its product ragulator complex protein LAMTOR5 homolog. Gene Ontology annotation, cellular component: lysosome; cytoplasm; Ragulator complex. Bases 105 to 332 code for a protein of 75 amino acids. NCBI's taxonomy places the organism in Eukaryota, Metazoa, Arthropoda, Insecta, Siphonaptera, Pulicidae. The record is from RefSeq and is a predicted model, not a curated record. Gene Ontology annotation, molecular function: guanyl-nucleotide exchange factor activity. The transcript has 4 exons. Gene Ontology annotation, biological process: positive regulation of TORC1 signaling; cellular response to amino acid stimulus.